Molecule: messenger RNA, 2189 nt
Organism: Coffea arabica (coffee)
Lineage: Eukaryota; Viridiplantae; Streptophyta; Magnoliopsida; Gentianales; Rubiaceae
Product: cytochrome P450 94C1-like
Molecular function (GO): iron ion binding; heme binding; monooxygenase activity
Source: RefSeq, a predicted model, not a curated record
UUUUUUUUUUUGCAGAUAUAAUUUUGUUUCCUACCUAAAGAUAAUGAAGAACAGUGAAACCUGGUUUUGCAUUUCCUUGUUCAACUGUUGGUUCAUUAUAUAUGUAACUCUUUCAAAAUAAUAAAUAUUGGUCUCUUUCCCCUUAGUCCAUGCUAGCUACUCUUAUUGGCCUUCCAUUGCCCGCACCCUCUUUAUCUUCAUAAAAAAAUCACCCAUCCAUGGAGUCUGCCCAAUUUUCAUGCUUUAUCGUGCCUAAGUUUCAAGCUUUCUGUUUCCUUGUCUUCUCUUUGGCGAUGGCUUUUGUAUUUCUUAUCCUGAAGUAUUUUGUUAUGAGGCCAAGAGUUUGGUGCAAGUGUGUGAUUUGCCAAGCUUAUGUUAGCUCCAGUUGGUCAGUCAAAUUCAAAAACUUGUGCGAUUGGUACACUUAUCUCCUCCAGGAUUCGCCUUCUCAAACUAUUCACGUGCACGUACUCGGCAACAUAAUCACUGCUAAUCCCGAAAAUGUUGAGUACAUACUCAAAACCAGGUUUGAGAAUUAUCCCAAAGGCAAACCUUUUUCGACCAUCCUAGGGGACUUUCUCGGCCGGGGCAUAUUUAACGUUGAUGGUGACUUAUGGAAAUUCCAGAGGAAAAUGGCCAGUCUUGAGCUGUGUCGAAUCUCCAUGAGAUCUUACGCCUUCGAUGUUGUCCAACACGAGAUCGAAAAUCGCCUUAUUCCUCUUUUAUCCUCCUUCGCAGCGGGUAAAGAAGAUCGCGUUCUUGAUUUUCAAGACGUUUUCCGCAGAUUUUCAUUCGAUUGUAUUUGCAGAGUAUCGUUUGGGUUGGACCCCAGGUGUCUAGAAAUAUCCCUGCCUCUUUCAGAGUUUGCUGUCUGUUUUGACCUAGCAUCCAGAUUGUCGGCGGAAAGGGCCAUGACCGCUGCACCAGUUACUUGGAAGGUCAAAAGGAUGCUGAAUAUAGGCAGCGAGAAGGAACUCCGGAAAGCCAUCCAGAUGAUCAACCUACUAGCUAAAGAAGUCAUAAGGCAACGCCGAAAAUUAGGUUUUUCCGAACACAAAGAUCUUCUCUCUCGAUUUAUGGGCAGCGUCACUGAUGAAACCUACUUAAGAGAUAUUAUAAUAAGCUUCCUCCUAGCAGGUCGCGACACAGUUGCCUCGACUUUGACAAGCUUCUUCUGGCUUGUGGCUAACCACCCGGAAGUCGAGGCUGCUAUUCAACGGGAGGCUGAUCGAGUCGUGGGGCCUAAAGAAAAGCUCACCAGCUUGGAACAACUAAGAGAGCUUCAGUAUUUGCAUGCUGCAAUCUUUGAGAGUAUGAGACUGUACCCACCCGUACAAUUCGAUUCAAAAUUUUGCCUGGAGGAUGACAUCUUCCCUGAUGGAACCGCUGUUAAGAAGGGAACACGAGUUACUUAUCAUCCUUACGCGAUGGGGCGGAUGGAAAAUAUCUGGGGUUCCGAUUGCUUAGAAUUCAAGCCCGAGAGGUGGUUGAGAGAUGGCGUCUUCUUCCAAGAAAACCCUUUCAAGUAUCCUGUGUUUCAAGCUGGACAAAGGGUCUGUCUGGGGAAAGAUAUGGCACUUGUGGAGCUCAAGAGUGUAGCAAUUUCAUUGCUGCGAGACUUUCACAUCGUUUUAGCUGAAGCCCAUCAAAGCCCGCGCUUCUCUCCUGGACUUACGGCCACUUUCCACGGUGGUUUGCCGGUAUUGGUCCGAGGAAAGAAAAGCUCCGCCAGCACCGAGUCAACAGUAGCUCAAUAAGAGUAUCAAGCUCGGGUAUUCUCUAGGUGCGCAUCUCUCUAUAACCCUAAACUUGUAAGUAAUCUCCAUUAAGAUUUUAUCUGCAGGUAGAUGGUGGACUCAGGACAGCUAGAUAGCUGUACGUACCGUGAAUUUGUUGAGAAAACGAGAUUCAUCAAGCGUUGGCUGCCUUCGUCGGCUCCAAGUAUGUAUACUUGAUUUUUUUUUUAUCAUGUACAUCCAUUGUGGGGAUAUGGCUGUUGUUUUUGUACUGUACUUUUUGUAUUGGUAUUUUGAUGUUUCUAGUGUAGGAUUAGCUCCUCAGUUUCUGUACCCCAUGUCCCCUAUAUAUAUAUAUGUUUCCCGAAAUUGUGGAGGACAAAAUUGUACAUUAAUUGGUAGAACUCAUUAUUGUCAUUUCGCAGUUCAUAAAGCAAUUGAUUCCACCCUCAA